This is a messenger RNA of Chlorella variabilis, 639 nucleotides long. RefSeq lists its product as hypothetical. Lineage: Eukaryota; Viridiplantae; Chlorophyta; Trebouxiophyceae; Chlorellales; Chlorellaceae. The record is from RefSeq and is a predicted model, not a curated record. Gene Ontology annotation, molecular function: protein binding. The annotation marks the transcript as partial. The transcript is spliced from 2 exons.
AUGGACGAGACUGCCCUGCUGGCGGCCUGCAAGCAGCACCACGGCUACCAGACGCCCCACCUGAACCAGACGCUCUACUGCAACUUCAAGGGCUUCGGCUCGCUGGCAUGUCUUGAGGCCUAUACCGGCCUGCGGGCGCUGUUCCUGGAGGGCAACGCCUUGGAGAGCACGGCGGGCCUGCCACCGCUACCGGAGCUGCGCUGCCUCUUCCUGCAGCAGAACCUGCUUCGCACGCUGACGCCCGGUAGCCUGGCGGCGCAGCCCCGCCUCACCUACCUCAACCUCAGCGGCAACCAGCUGCGGGGCCUGGAGGGGCUGGAGGGGUGCGGCGCGCUGUGCACGCUGCUUGCCGCCGACAACUGCCUGGCCGAGGCGGCCGCACUGGAUCCGCUGGUGGAGGGCUGCCCUGCCCUUGAAACGCUCGACCUCCAAAACAACAAGCUGGAAGGCGGCGAGGCUGUGCUGGCGGCCUGCGCCCGCCUGCCAGCCCUCAAGUGCCUCUACCUGAAGGGCAAUCCGCUGGUCAGCAGCAUGCGCAGCUACCGCAAGGCCACCAUCGCCGCCAUCCCCACCCUCACCUACCUCGACGACCGACCCGUGUUUGAGGUGGAGCGGCUGUCUGCAGAGGCCUGGUGCGCG